Messenger RNA from Pogonomyrmex barbatus (red harvester ant), 1803 nucleotides. RefSeq lists its product as uncharacterized. Gene Ontology annotation, molecular function: 1-phosphatidylinositol-3-kinase regulator activity. Gene Ontology annotation, cellular component: phosphatidylinositol 3-kinase complex. NCBI's taxonomy places the organism in Eukaryota, Metazoa, Arthropoda, Insecta, Hymenoptera, Formicidae. The record is from RefSeq and is a predicted model, not a curated record. Gene Ontology annotation, biological process: regulation of growth; protein ubiquitination; intracellular signal transduction.
CACUGCUGGUUUCCGAGAUAAAGUUCAAGAUCAUCUCGGGAGCUCGCGAGUACACCGGGGAAUACGCCACGGGUGAUAGAUGGCGUGUGCGGGUGUCGCGGCUACGAGAACGGCGGGAUAGAAUAAUUCGUUCAGAAUUCCGAGGCCUCAGGUGUUAACACGUACGAGUAUGACGGAUCCGAGCGGCGAUCCGGAAUCGACUGCGGGCACCGCUACGGGACAUGGAGGCGUCCGAUGGAAGUCUAGGAACACGGGCGGGAAGCUCGUGACGCUUCUCCGUCGAAAUGAAGAGAAACGACGUCAGGAAUAUAAGAGGGAGGAUUCGACGAGCGACACCAGGUCGACGGAGCGUAAAUUCAGAGGUUCGUCAAACAGCAAGCUGUCGUUCUUCAAUUUCGUGUGUAACGUUAAGAAGCAUCUACUGCUGAAAAAUCUGUGCAAGUCCAAGAAGAAGGGCAAAGAGAUAGACAUUACAGCUCCUUGCUCUGGUAUAAUACAAAAUAACGUUAUACCUGUUAUUAAGUCUUGCAAUUCUUGCCAAAAACAAGAACUUUCAAAUAAUGAGCAGACUUCAUCUGACAUACAGCUUUUGCACGACAUUAGACUGGGCAAUGUACUUGAAAAUCUCUGCCAUGGUAUUGAAGAGAAUGUAGAUAACACACAAUGUAUUGUGACUGAUAUAAAUCUUCAUAUAGUUCCUAGAAGACAGCAAAAUAAAUCAAUAAAUGAUAUCGCAACCAUCAGUGCAGAUUCAGCAGAGAAUCAACCCAUCUAUUCUGAUGCAACAGUGGCAGUUUCUAGUGCAAUGGCAGAACUUCCUGGCAAUAUGAACGAAACAUUAAAUGAACAUAAAGUCAAAGCGAGUCUCGCAAAGGAGUUGCUCAAUCUAAGUAAAUAUGGAUGGUAUUGGGGUCCCAUAUCAGGAGACGAAGCUGAUGCCAAACUCAUAUCUGAACCAGAUGGUGCAUUUCUAGUUCGGGAUUCAUCAGACGAUAGGUACGUCCUGACACUCAGUUUUAAAUCAUCUGGUAAGAUGCUGCAUGCACGUAUGGAACACAGUGGUGGCCUAUUUUCUUUGUGUAAUCAAUGCACUGAAAACGAAGGUUUCACCUCGGUAGCUGCCUUAAUAAAUCAUGCCAUGAACUUCAGCCAGUCUUCUGUAAUUUGUUAUUCAAGACCAAAAUAUCCAGGAUAUCCGUCGUUUCCAGUCAGAUUAACAAAACCGGUGAGCAGAUUCACGCAAGUAAGAAGUCUGCAAUAUCUUUGUCGUUUUGUCAUUCGUCAAUAUACUAGAUUAGAUAAUAUACACAAGUUGCCUUUGCCAAAAACUAUCAAGGGAUAUAUCCAAGAAGCGCAUUAUUAAAAUCUAACAGAUAAAAAAUGUUGAGAGAUUAAUAAUUAUUUUUAUCAAAUAAGAUAUAGGUUAAUGAAGAAAGAAUGAUAUAGAAUAGAUUUUUAUGAUGGAAUGACAGCAAAAGUAAUUUAAAUAAAAUAUUUUUUUUCUCAAAUCGUGAACAUAUAUCAUAAUCUCAAAAUCAAUGAAUCUAAAAGCAGAUGAAAACUUGUAAAUUAUUGAAAAAUUAACAUUUUAUUUUGAUUAAAUCAAAAGAGAAUGUUUUACAAGUUACAUAAUUCAGGGAUUUGCAAUAAAAUUUAUAAGUUACUAAAUUAUUAUAAGUAGAAAUUUAGAUUUUUUCUGCUAUUUUAUAAUAGUAGAAUAUAAAGAAUAACAAAAAUUUAUAUAAAGAUAAUUCCUCCAAAUGGUUAUACUUAAUUAUGACAAUAUGCAGGGUAAAUGAAAAA